UAAGCUCGAAACUAUGAUGUAGAAUCAUGUUUAUAGUCUGGAAGUGAAAAAUGAAAAUUCGGCAGAUCAAGUUUAAUAGCAAAGACAAUGUGUGCUGUGAUAUUGAUGUAAUAAAGCAAAGAAGUGUUACUCGUAACAUAAGCGUGAAAAAAGAAAAUUGAAUUAAUUUUAUUGAAUCGACAUGAGUUCGACGAAUAGUCAAUUUUUUGAUCAUGGCACGGUGUCGGGUAAAAUGAGCGGAAUCGUUCAUCUCACACGAGAAUUUUUUUCAAAAUGGUGCACCUGGAAGCUUUUGCCAUCACUCGUGAUGGUUGUUCUUGUAGCUCUGUUAGUAUGGCUUACCUAUACGGAAAAGUCAAAGGUUCAUCCACCGCUAAUUGAGGCAGCUAAUGGAACAAUAACAUUUAAAGGAAACCAAAUCAAUUUCGAAAGACUAUCACAAACAUUUUACAGUCAACUGAAUAAUUCAAAGAUUCCAAUUGCUGCGGUUCAUAUUGAAAAUGCCAUAGUUGUUGCAUCCGAGUUCAGUAACGCAAUUAAAAAGUUUUCCGAAAGUCUCAUCGAACUCUACUUAAACAACGUUACACUUAUUGGACAAUUUCAUCGGACUUAUCUACCAAACCUGCGAGCAUUUUCGUUAAGUCAAGUAAUUAACGCUGAGCAACUGGAAGCAUACCAGGAGAAGGAGUAUGUACGUUCAGUGCUUUUCUUCGAUUUACUAGAAAACGAUACAUGGAAACUGGAAAACGUUUCAAAUCUGGGUGUUAAUAUAAUGUUCCAUGUCAAUGGAUUCAAAUUUAUAAACGUAAACCGUGACAACAGUACGGGUAAAAGAGAACUGACCGUCUAUGUUCCAUAUUGUAAUGAAAUAUUGCAGAAUGUCAAAGAGUCGUACGAGAUCUUGUCACUAGCUACCUGUUCCAUAACAAAAUCGGCCAUUCCAAGUGAUUUAGAAUAUUUGAAUUUGUUCGAAGUUUUGAUUGUCGACGGCGAUAUAUCGGAAAUUUUAAUAGGAAUGGCUAAACUCCAAUUUCUGUUUCUAGACCUAGCCAAUACUACAAUCGACAUUUCACAUUUGCCAAAGUCUCUCGUCUGUUUAUCGCUUAGUACAGUCCUUCUAUCGUAUGACGAAAGUAAUUCGGAUGUAGCCCUUGAUAACCUUGAUACGUUGUCAUUGGGAUUCAAUUCAAUGUCUGACGAAAUUUACGACAACUUUAAGAAAUUAUUUCCUAAGGUCGAUCAUGUUGCUGCAUUCGGACUGCAAUCAGCCAAUUAUCGCCUAUUGUUAAGCUGUUACAAUGCUCGUGUAUAUUGGGUAGUUGUGGAAGAGUUCAAUCAUAACGCCGCCACCGACAUUGAGAAAAAUUUCAGCAAUAUGUUGAAUACGAUAGGCAUCACUUCAGGCGAAGUCAAUUUUCUAAUUACGCUGCCGAAGUAUUCGGAUUCUUUGGUUGCGUUUCCAUUAACUAAUUUACAGGAGCACGACUAUCGAUUUAUGUUUCUGGGUUGGUACAAAUUUCUGUCGUUUGAAGCGUAUCAAAAUGCUGAUAAGUAUGUAAUACCGAUGUGAUCGGGAACUUGGGCUUAAUUUUACACGUUAAAAGUUUUUCAUAAUUUGGCCGGGUCGAAUUCAUCCAAAUGUAUGUGUAGGUAUGUACCAUAAAAAGGUUUUCAACAAGUCUGCGUAACAGUGCCUUUUCUAAAGCUUUAGGCCAAAAGUACACGAUCAACUUUGCGUUGAUGGGAUCGACAAUUAUGCUGCGUUUUCCAUUGUGUAGCCUGUGGUGAAUAUCGAAUUACAAUGGAUAACGCACGAGGGGUGACGCACUUCCAUUUAAUCCAUUUAAUCCAAAAAAAAAUUCAGUUUUACCGAAAUAAUUAGG
Molecule: messenger RNA, 1883 nt
Organism: Bradysia coprophila
Lineage: Eukaryota; Metazoa; Arthropoda; Insecta; Diptera; Sciaridae
Source: RefSeq, a predicted model, not a curated record